AGUGCCACCAUCAGCAUCAGCAACAUCUGAAAUCACAAGACCGUUUCCAUUCCGCAUUGGGCUCCAUUGCAUUCCAUCUCCAAUUCCGUUCCCGAUUACGUUUCCGUCUUCUUCUUCCAUGUUUUCCGCGGAAUUGAAUUCUCCGAUCUGAGGGAAACCGAAACUCACUCGCCGUUGCUGCUGCACCACCGCGAUGACGAUGAAAAUGUUUGGGUUCUGGUGCUGCGUUCUCUCGGUCGUGAUCUUUGCUAGGGUUUCCGCUCCUGCCAGAUCCGACAAGGAAACACGAGAGAGGUUCUACGGGAACAUGCUCAACUCUUCUGCCCCCGAAUCCAACGAUGGCACCUUGGCCAAGAUGUUCGAUCGCGUUCUCGAGAAGGAAUUUUCCGAAAAUGACCAACCUGAAGAAUCUGAUAAAAGCAGCUUCAAUAGCAGUGUAGCUGAUCAGCAGGCUGUAUUGGAGACUGUAGCUAAAAUUACACAUGAGAAAACAAAGAGAAAUGAUACACAUGAGGGAAAUGUCACAAGAUCAUUUCAGUUGCAAGAUGUGUUCUCCCUGGAAAAUGAAGAUUCUGAUGAUGUGACAACCUUGAUUGACAAAAAGGACAAUGUCUUUGUGAUGUCAAACAAGAAAUCCAAAUAUCCUGUACUCCAAGUGGACUUGAGGCUAAUAUCAGAUUUGGUGGUUGUCAUAGUUUCUGCAGCCAUUGGUGGAAUUGUCUUUUCCUGUCUGGGGCAACCGGUUAUUGUGGGCUAUCUUCUUGCAGGCUCCCUUAUUGGACCAGGGGGUUUGAAAUUCAUCAGUGAAAUGGUACAGGUUGAGACUGUUGCACAAUUUGGGGUAGUGUUUCUUCUCUUUGCUUUGGGGCUGGAGUUUUCCUUGGCAAAGUUAAAAGCUGUGGGGCCUGUUGCUGUUCUUGGAGGGCUGCUUCAAAUUGUAAUAUUCAUGUUCCUGUGUGGCAUUCUGUCCAUGUUAUUUGGAGCCAAAUUGUCUGAGGGUGUUUUUGUUGGUUCCUUUCUGUCAAUGUCAUCAACAGCAGUGGUGAUAAAGUUUUUGGUGGAGCGGAAUAGUAAUAAUGCUCUUCAUGUUCAAGUUACAAUCGGAACUCUUAUUUUUCAGGAUUGUGCAGUAGGUUUACUAUUUGCUUUACUCCCAGUUUUGGGUGGUAACAGUGGUCUUUUACAAGGAAUAAUUUCAAUGGGAAAACUGUUGCUAGUGUUGUCCUUGUAUCUCACUGCUACAUCUAUAUUGUCUUGGUCGUUUGUUCCUCGCUUUCUUAAACUGAUGAUGCGGCUCUCAUCUCAGACAAAUGAACUUUAUCAGCUAGCUGCUGUUGCUUUCUGCUUGUUAUCUGCAUGGUGCAGUGAUAAGCUUGGCCUUAGUCUUGAGCUAGGUUCAUUUAUGGCUGGUGUUAUGGUUUCUACAACAGACUUUGCUCAACAUACUUUAGACCAGGUGGAACCAAUUCGUAACCUAUUCGCAGCUCUCUUCCUAUCGAGUAUUGGAAUGCUUAUACAUGUGCACUUCCUUUGGAACCACGUGGAUAUCUUGCUGGCAUCUGUUAUCCUUGUUGUAGUUGUUAAGACUACUGUUGCUGCUAUAGUUACAAAGGCCUUUGGGUAUAGCAUUAAGACAUCAUUUAUUGUUGGUAUCUCACUUGCUCAGAUUGGAGAAUUUGCUUUUGUUCUCCUGAGUCGUGCUUCAAAUCUUCAUCUUGUUGAGGGGAAAAUGUAUCUUCUUCUUCUAGGAACAACGGCUCUCAGUCUGGUUACUACCCCACUUUUGUUUAAAUUGAUACCUGCUGUCAUGAACCUGGGUGUUCUCAUGCACUGGUUCCCCUCUGAAAGUAGCACCCAAAAUGAGGUCUCUCUCUCUCUCUCCCUCUCUCAUAUGUCCCCUCAUAUGUGAUCAGAUAAUUGCUUUCACUCAAAUAACUAGGGUGCUUCUGAAACUUUAUUUGGCGGUGUUAGAGAUGAAUACAAUAUUUGUCCUCACAUCAUUUUGCCAUUAUAAGUAGGAUGCACUUUUGUUUUUUUCGGGGUUAUGAUUGCAAAUCUAAUAAAGCAUUAUUGGGGUCAACAUUACAUGUUUACAGUUGAUGCAUUCCAUAAUCUUUUACACUCUUCCUCAAUUGAUGCCAUUCCAUUUCAAGAAUUAGGUUGCACAGGAUGUUUCUAACAUGAUAUCUUCGUUAAUAUGUAUUUUCUCUAUUUGCUAUUUUAUUGAGUAUGCUUGGCUCCACCCUUCAUCAAUUAUGGAUAACCAAGGGUGUUGUGCUUCUGCCAAAAAUCAUAGAUGGCAUAAUAACAUAACCCGUCUUUUACUCUUAACAUGAUAUCUAAGUUGAUAUAUAUGAUCUCUAUUUGCUAUUGAAUUGAGUUUCCUUGGCUCCACCCUUCAUCAAUAUUGGAUAACCAAGGAUGUCCUGCUUCUGCCAAAAGUUAGGUAUAACAACAUAACCCUUCUUUACUCUUAACAGGCUAAAGCUUCAUUGAAUGAAGCAAAUAGAAUGUUGUGAGUCUCCAAGUUUCCAUGACCUCAAAUAGUACAUUGGAGGCAAUUAUCUACUUUUUGGUGACUAAUGAAAUCAGGAUUGCUUCUGUAUUUUUUCCAUUGCAAGUUCCAUGAUGAGCUUCAGAUGAAACGGUCAGCAUAUUCACUUCCAUUUAAGUCAAUGGAAGAUCUCAUGUACAUAGGCAUAUGAUUUUUGUAUUCUUUGAGCAAUGUAUAUAGGAAAUUACAGGCCAGUAUUGUUGCUUGCAUUGAUCUGAUCACGUCAUUCACGAUUAGCCUAUAUUUGCUGCUAGAAGUUGCUACAGAUGAAAUGAUUGACAAUUUUAGAAAAUGAUUCAUUAUGUUACUUUUUGUUUAAAGAUUCACCCCGCCUUACAUUGUUCUGUAACAUGUAACGAGCAUUUGAA
Gastrolobium bilobum is the source of this 2922-nucleotide messenger RNA. Its product is annotated as K(+) efflux antiporter 5. Lineage: Eukaryota; Viridiplantae; Streptophyta; Magnoliopsida; Fabales; Fabaceae. The transcript has 19 exons. Gene Ontology annotation, molecular function: potassium:proton antiporter activity. The record is from RefSeq and is a predicted model, not a curated record. Gene Ontology annotation, biological process: potassium ion transmembrane transport; proton transmembrane transport. Gene Ontology annotation, cellular component: membrane. The coding region runs from base 194 to 1909 and encodes 571 amino acids.